Molecule: messenger RNA, 1841 nt
Organism: Pseudocercospora fijiensis CIRAD86
Lineage: Eukaryota; Fungi; Ascomycota; Dothideomycetes; Mycosphaerellales; Mycosphaerellaceae
Exons: 2
Coding region: 1-1572 (523 amino acids)
Biological process (GO): ammonium transmembrane transport
Cellular component (GO): plasma membrane
Molecular function (GO): ammonium channel activity
Source: RefSeq, a predicted model, not a curated record
AUGGCCUCGACCGACUACGUGCCUCUAAAGCCAUAUCCCGAGAAUGGCACCAGUCUGACGGGAGGUGACUCGCUGUCACUAAAUCUCAACCUCUACUAUCAAUCUGGCGACAUCGCGUGGAUGAUCACUGCAACCGCGCUUGUGCUGCUUAUGAUACCUGGCGUUGGCUUCUUCUACUCAGGCCUUGCGCGGCGGAAGUCGGCGCUGUCUCUGAUAUGGCUGUCAGUCAUGGCCACCUCUGUCGUCUCUUUCCAGUGGUUCUUCUGGGGCUAUAGCCUGACAUUCUCGCACAACGCCAGCCAUUUCAUCGGAACGCUCGAAAAUUUCGGGCUCCGCAAUGUCCUCGCUGCGCCAUCCGUUGGCAGCGCCCGCAUCCCAGACCUCAUGCACUGCGUCUACCAGGGUAUGUUCGCUUGCAUCACGGUAGCACUCGCGGUCGGAGCAGUAUCAGAAAGAGGAAGGAUGCUUCCCUGCGUGAUUUUCAUGUUUCUCUGGACGACUGUCGUGUACGAUCCGAUUGCAUGCUGGACUUGGAAUCCGCACGGCUGGGUAUACCAGCUAGGCGGCUACGACUUCGCUGGUGGCACUCCUGUCCAUAUUUCAUCAGGAACCGCAGCGCUCGCAUACUCCUACAUUUUGGGCAAGCGGGCAGGUCACGGAACGCACGCGCUCAACUACCGUCCCCACAAUGUGACCCACAUCGUCAUCGGUACGGUAUUUCUGUGGGUGGGAUGGUUUGGCUUCAACGCUGGAUCUGCCCUCUCAGCGAAUCUGCGUGCUAUCAUGGCCGCUCUGGUCACCAACCUCGCAGCUUGCGUCGGCGGCGUUACAUGGUGCCUGGUGGACUAUCGGUUGGAGAAGAAAUGGAGCACCGUCGGUUUCUGUUCUGGUGUUGUCGCCGGGCUGGUCUGUAUCACUCCUGGCUCAGGCUUUGUACCAGCGUGGGCAGCAAUCGUCUAUGGCGUCGUCGCUGGUGUUGGCUGCAACUUCGCCACACAACUCAAAUACUGGAUCAGCGCCGACGAUGCGCUCGACAUUUUUGCCGUUCACGGAGUCGGAGGGUUUCUCGGCAACCUCCUGACUGGUCUUUUCGCCGCUGAUUAUAUCGCUGCCCUUGACGGCUACACCGUAGGCGAAGCUGCUAUCAAAGGCGGUUGGAUCAACGGUCAUUGGCUGCAGCUUGCCAUUCAGCUUGCCGACUCAGUCUGCGGCAUGGCAUACUCCUUCCUCAUGACAAGCGCCAUACUUCUCAUAAUCACCUCACUGUCGCGAUUCAUCCCAGCACUCAAGCUACGCGCCAGUCCCGAGGAAGAAGCCGCGGGUAUCGAUGAUGCUGAAAUUGGAGAGUUCGCAUACGAUUAUGUUGAGCUUGUUCGAGAUAUCAAGCCACAGGAGAUCCGAGACCACGCCGACUAUGAGACGGAUGCGGACGGAUUGUCGAUACGAAGUGCUAGUCGGGGCUCGCAGUACCCUAUCGCUAUGGAGAAGAGAAACGCCCGCAACCAAGAUUACCCCUUGAGAGACUUCAGCAGAGAUACUGGGUCCAUGUCACCUGUUGGUACGGCGUCGUAGCUGCUGCAGGGGUGGUCAGACACUGAGAGAUGUUCUGCAGAGCAUGUACAGAUUAAUGUUGAUGGAAAAUUAUGAUACGAUCACGCACUGGACGACGCAGGAGUUAGGGAAGCGCAAAUCGGGUGGAAGGCAGAUAUGUUUCUUGCUACACUACUCGGACUAGAAUCAGACUGAUACCCACGCACGAAUGCAUCGUGCGGCUACUGCGAGGCACGUGCUGCUAUGAAUUUGGUCCAACUUGCGGACUGAAAGUUGAAACUUUGAUUCUC